This is a messenger RNA of Rhizoctonia solani, 882 nucleotides long. Its product is annotated as Gag-Pol polyprotein/retrotransposon. The record is from RefSeq and is a predicted model, not a curated record. The coding region runs from base 1 to 882 and encodes 293 amino acids. Lineage: Eukaryota; Fungi; Basidiomycota; Agaricomycetes; Cantharellales; Ceratobasidiaceae. The transcript has a single exon.
AUGGCAAAAGUUUUUGAACUUGUCAAUCUAGGAGAGCCAAAGAUGUUUGUUGGAGUGUCAAUUCAUCAAGAUUGCAAUGCCGGAACCCUCAAAAUAUUGCAAGAACAAUACAUUGAAGAAGUCCUAAAAAGAAUCAAUAUGAACAAUUGUAAGCCAAGCAACACGCCUAUGGCCGAAUCGCCAAAUCUACCAAAACUCAACUCACUGACUGUCAACCAAGCCCUAUACCAGCGUGGCAUUAGUUUGCUGAUGUAUGCUAUGGUACAAACACAGCCCAACAUUGCAUAUGCAACCAGCCUGUUGGCCCAGCACUCCGCAAACCCAGGGCACAAGCACUGGAACGCAUUCAAGCGUACUCUGCGGUAUUUAAAGGGCACAAAGGACCUCAGUAUAGUUUACAAGAAGUCAAAAGGAUUGGAACUCACCGGUUACGUUGAUGCCAAUUACGCAGGCAAUCCAAACACCAGUCAAUCAACUACCGGGUGGACUUUCAUGAUAGGCGGGGCAAGUAUUGCAUGGUCAUUGAGAAAACAGCUGACAAUCUUGCUAUCAAGUAUGGAGGCCAAAUACAUUGCUGCUGCAAGUGCUACACGCAAGCUAAUUUGGCUUUGCCAAUUUCUAUCAGAACUCAAUUUACUCCCCAAAGGGCCAACAACUUUACUUACCAAUAAUCAAUUGAGUAUGGCUCUUGCAAAGAAUCCAAUCAAUCACCAGAACACAAAGCAUAUCCAAAUUAAACACCAUUUUAUUUGUGAGAUGAUUGAAUUGAAGGAAGUUGACUUACAAUACAUCCUGACCAACAAGCAGGUGGCCAAUAUACUUACUAAGCCACUCAGAAGAACCAAGUUCCCCAGCUUUGUUGCUGAUAUGGGCAUGUCUUAA